CUCCUUCACUAAAGCUGCCUGAAGUCGGAGCGCGCUCGCCGCAGGCGUUGCCUUGCCUCGCGGUGCAGUGUGUGUACAUCUAACAUCUCGCGAACACGGCGCAAGCCAACGGAGAGACGCGAGCAUUGCCGCUGCAGAAGACAGUAGAGAGCGGCUGACUCGCUGUGGCAAGCGGUUACCGACGUCCGGGACCACCGCGGUGCAGCGAUAGGCGGCCGAGGACCAGGAGAGCGGCCGCGAGGUCGGCGGAUGCGCCUACUCGCCAUGCUCCUGGCCGCGCGGGCGGCGCGGGCGCUGCGCCCGGCGCUGCGGCCGCCCCGCGCGCCUCCACAAGCGUGGCGGCGCUUCGCCGCGACGCAGGAGCCGCCGCCCAAGGAGACGGAGAUCAUUCCGAUUGAAUUGGAGGACGAGAUGGCCGACAGUUUCAUGAAGUAUGCCCUGUCGACAAUUCUAGGACGAGCUUUGCCAGACGCCCGCGACGGUUUGAAGCCCGUGCACCGGCGCAUCUUGUUUGCGAUGCGCGAGUUGAAGUUAGAACCAUCAUCACAAUACCGAAAAUGUGCGAGAGUCGUAGGUGAGGUAUUAGGAAAGUUCCACCCGCACGGAGACUCAUCAGUGUACGAGGCGCUCGUGCGCAUGGCCCAGGACUUUGUCAUGUCCGAGCGUCUUGUGGAUGGCCACGGCAACUUCGGAAGUGUGGACGGGGACCCGCCGGCGGCGAUGCGCUACACGGAGUCGCGGUUGACGAAGUUCGCGGCGUCCGCGUUGCUGAAUUCAUCGGACCUAGGCCAGGGUCGCGCGGGCGCGUCGUUGAACGGGGGCAUCGGCGUGCGCUUCUCCGAGAACUUCGACGCGUCCGAAUACGAGCCGGACGUCUUGCCGGCGAGAUUACCGGUGUUGCUCGUGAACGGCGCGCAAGGUAUUGCGGUUGGGAUGGCGACGAACAUCCCGCCCCACAACCUGGGCGAGGUCUGCGACGCGGCGCUGGGUCUAGCGAAGGCGGCGAAGAACAAUGAGGUCUUCGACGACGAUGCACUGUUAAGAGCUCUGCCGGCGCCCGACUUCCCGACGGGCGGAUUGAUCAUGGGCACGACGGGCGUGGCCCGGGCCUACGCUACGGGGUCUGGUUCCGUCUUGGUGCGAGCUAGGACGUCCAUCGAGAAAUUGCGGUCUGGGCGGACGGCGAUCGUGGCCACGGAGCUGCCUUAUUUAGUCAGCAAGGCGGAUCUCCUCGAGAAGACGGCCGAGGCCGUGAACAACAAGAAGCUGCAAGGUAUUCGUGAUUUGCGAGAUGAAAGCGGUCGAGCUGGGAUGCGUGUGGUGUUCGAACUGAAACGUGACGCGCAUCCGGAGACGGUGCUGGCGAAUUUGUUCAAGUCGACGCGGUUGCAGGCGUCGUUCCCCGCGAAUUUGGUGGCCGUGGAUUGUAUAAGAGACGAGAACGGCGUGGAAGACCCCGACAGAAAAGCACCGGUCCGAUUAACUUUACGAAGUGCAUUGGAGCGGUGGAUGCGGUUCCGGUUCGAUUGUGUGCGGAGGCGGGCGUCGUAUGAAGAGGCUCGAGCGGCGGCGCGACUCCAUAUCGUGGAAGGCUUGGUGUUGGCGCAGGCGGCCGCGGACGAAGUUGUGGCCGCGGUGCGGAAGUCGGCGUCGCCCGAGGACGCGAGGAAUCUAUUGAUGAAUGGUGGCGUGCCGGGCCUGAAGGCCCUGUCCGAGACGCAAGCCAGGGCCGUCCUGGCGCUUACACUAUCUCGGUUGACGUCUCUGGCAGCCAAUGAGCUCAAAGACGAGGAAGCGGAUUUAACGCAGGAGCUCGCCCGUCUAAGGAACGAGCUGGAGAACGACUCCGCGGUCUACGACCGCAUCUGCGGCGAGUUGGAGGACUGCAAGAAGCGGUUCGGCGGGCCGCGGCGGUCGGAGAUCGUCGAGGAGGACAGCGGUGAGGUGACGGAGGAGGACACGACGCCGAACGAGCGGAGCGCCAUCCUAGCGCUGGCCGGCAAUUAUCUCAAAAGGACGUCCCUCAAGGAGUUCGCGGCGCAGGCUCGGGGCGGCGUCGGGCGGCGGGCGGCGCCGCUGGCGGUCGAGCACCUCGCGACGUGCCGCGAUCAUGAUACUUUGCUAUGUAUCACGGACGCGGGCGUGGCGUACGGCGUCCGAGCCUUCAAAGUGCCGCAGGCUAGUCGUGCGGCGCGCGGGUCUCCCUUAUCUCGUGUCUUGCCGGUCGACGCCGACAGAAGUAUCGCGGGGCUGUUGCCCGUGUCGCAGCAGCAACUCGAAGGCGAUCAAGAUUACGUGGUCCUCGUGACGAAACAAGGGCUAGUCAAGAGGACGCCGCUCUCGGCCUACAGAGACAUGACGUCGCGCGGCAAGAUCGCGAUUCGCCUGAACGAGGGCGACGCCGUGGGCUGGGCGGCGCUGUGCACGUUGGGCGACUCGCUGGUCGUCGCGACGGCCAAGGGCAUGCUGCUCAAGUACGACGUCGACGCCGUGCGCGAGACGGCGCGGGCGACGAUGGGCGUCAAGGCCCUCAAAUUGAGGGACGACGACGAGCUCGCGACGGCGCGGGUGGUCGCUCCGGACAAGGACCACGUCCUCGUGCUGACCGCGGCGGGCUACGGAAAGCGCGUCGACGUCGAGGCGGUGCGCGCGCGCAGCCGGGCGACGAUGGGCGUCCAGGCGAUCAAGUUCAAGAAGGAGGGCGACGUGUUGGUGGACGUGAGAGGGGUAGCCGACGACGACGAGGUCCUGGUCGUGACGAGCGGGGGGACCAUCGCUCGCGUGGCCGCGAACACGAUCGCUGCGCAGUCGCGGACGGCGAAAGGGGUAUCCGUGCAGAAGAGCACGGCGAAGGACCCGUGCGUCGGCAUCUCGCUCGUGCCCGGGGACCUGGCGGGCGUCGUGGCGGACGAGUGAGUAAGUGCUCUAUUUAGGU
This is a messenger RNA of Pelagomonas calceolata, 2935 nucleotides long. The record is from the annotation of a GenBank genome assembly. NCBI's taxonomy places the organism in Eukaryota, Pelagophyceae, Pelagomonadales, Pelagomonadaceae.